Leishmania braziliensis MHOM/BR/75/M2904 is the source of this 1398-nucleotide messenger RNA. RefSeq lists its product as hypothetical. NCBI's taxonomy places the organism in Eukaryota, Euglenozoa, Kinetoplastea, Trypanosomatida, Trypanosomatidae. The coding region runs from base 1 to 1398 and encodes 465 amino acids. The transcript has a single exon. The record is from RefSeq and is a predicted model, not a curated record.
AUGCUGCGGCGGGGCCUUUUACAUUUGGCGCGUGUCUUGUCGGCGGAUGCGUCGCUGGUUUCGCUGCCCCCAAACGUGCAGCGCUGCGAGGUGUUCCGGAAUGUCUUGUCACUCGAUGAGGAGGAACUUAUCUACGCCGAGCUCGGCCGUGUUCUGCAACGCGAAGGACAGACGACCAUCUGGAGGGGGUCUACGCCAGAAGACAAGGUCAUCAAGCAUGUGUAUCUGGAGAUGUUUGGCACAGAGAAGGAGUUCACGGAAGUAAAGAACUGGCAGAAGAAGGAGGUGCGCCACCUACCGGGGCUGCUGUGGUCGCCGACACUUCUACGCGUAUUAAUGGAUGUGGCACCGCCGUUGAUUGGCGGCAUGCCGGAUACCGCACGGGUUGUGGAACAUCACGUCCCCGGCUACGAGAUGCACGUUGAGCAUCCCACCGUUGGCACCGGCUUCCUUUAUUUCAAUUUGCUGAGUGACACCGUGUUGGACUUUGAUGACGAGAGCACCGGCCGGCGCGGGCAGGUGCUGCUGCCGGCUCGCGCGCUCAUGUGUGCCUCCGGCGAGGCGCGCUGGGGCUUCCGCUUUGGCGAGAAGACAGAGGAGAUGCACACGUACGUUUUGGCCAACGGAACUAGCAUACGGGUGGAGACCGACAUGCGCCUCAGCGUGCAGGUGUGGAAGCUCAACUCCAAUCUCCUCGACGGGCGUCUCUUGCAGGAGCGGCUCGAAGACAGCCUGGAGAUGGCCGCUAAGCGACUUUCAGAGGAGGCUGCUAAGCGUCGUGAGCUAGAGAAGGGCCCCGAAGAGGCGGCGACAGCGCUGCAGCCGCCUGACGUACAGACCCCCUCCCUCACCACGGCUGUCGAUCCGCAGCGCCCGCUUGACCUGUUCUUGGCCGCGGCAAUGGAGAGCGUAUCCGGCAAGGGGGUGCUGGGCGGUGACCUGGCACAAUCGGAGGGCGGCUUGGCGUCCGGCCAGGCAGGUGCCAAGAAGACGAUGGGGGACAUUCGACAAAACUACGGACAGUACAAGCAGCAGUUCUCUAAGGCGUACAAUAUACUGCAGGACAUGAAGGUGAUGCAGGACUCCGGGCAGCCCAUCAACGACCUCUGGUUGAAGCAAAAGAUAACAGAGUCGUCGUCUGUGGACGCGGAGAAGGACUGCCAAGACGGCUUCAACCCUUCCAACAUCGAAGAAACGUGGGAUAACGUCGACGCCAAGGCGCGCUUCUAUAAGGCGAAGCUGAAGAUGAUGGACUACGACGGCACCGCCUUCCUUAACUCGCGCAUGCCUGAUAUUUCGCAGGACGCACCGCUCGACAUGCGCAGCACCAUUCGCAAGAUGGCCCCCCACGUCAAGGAUGGCGACAAGAUCCUCGCCAGUCUCCCGAACUCCAGCUGA